UGCAAUGGGUUUCCAAAUUCUUUUGUUUGUCCUGUUAACAGUUUGUGUUGUUCAUUCUUAUUAUCAAGCCAAGCCUUCACGAUGCUUAUUUCCGUGCGAAUUUAGAGAAAACAUACCACUCCUGGGAAAGCAGUCUACUAUAUGGAUUCUCAAUAAUCCAUCCUUUGGUACAUAUACCAACUUAUCACGGCCAAUAGGAGAUCAGACAUCAAUAUCUGAAUGUAUUAUGAGACAGGGGCCUUUCUUUAUAAUCAGCGAUUUUGGACUAUAUUUUUGCUUCAAGUUUAUUGCCCUAACUGCUACCGACUGGUUCGAAUACUUCAGCGUGGGAAGCGAGACUCUGUUACCUUUCUGUGAGAUGUGUGAUGCUUCAAAAUUUUCAGGACCUGUUUAUUUUUCAGCCAGACUCAGUGCUGGAGAUUACUAUUUCAGGAGCAGAUAUCAUGCUAACUGUUUGUUAAAACUGUACGACAAGGCCAUUAGACAGAAUUCGAGACACAGAAAGAAAGUCAAGAACCUGGAAUGGGGCUUGCCAAAAUGA
Molecule: messenger RNA, 541 nt
Organism: Mytilus trossulus (common blue mussel)
Lineage: Eukaryota; Metazoa; Mollusca; Bivalvia; Mytilida; Mytilidae
Exons: 5
Coding region: 5-541 (178 amino acids)
Source: RefSeq, a predicted model, not a curated record